Messenger RNA from Cercopithifilaria johnstoni, 369 nucleotides. The record is from the annotation of a GenBank genome assembly. NCBI's taxonomy places the organism in Eukaryota, Metazoa, Nematoda, Chromadorea, Rhabditida, Onchocercidae.
AUGUGCAUAACUUUUGUGUACGUUGAACACAAUCCAGAUGCCAAAUAUAAAUUGAUUCUGCUGAAUAAUCGUGAUGAGUUACUCAGUCGUCCAACCAGUAUCGCCAGAUGGGAAAAUGGCAUUCUUGCUGGACGAGAUGAAAAAGAAAGUGCACACGGAACAUGGUUGUGUAUGAGUGCUACUGGUCGUAUUAGUAAUUUAUUAACGAUCACCGUGCCCACACAUCAAAUGAAAUCAAAUUCUGCCACUAGAGGUACAUUGCCGAUAGAUUAUGUGAAAUCAAACAAAAAACCGGAAGAAUUUUGCAAAUCAUUGGCUAGUACCGUAAAUCGAUACAAUGCAUUCCAGAUAUUAUGUUUUCAAAGUUAA